Onychostoma macrolepis is the source of this 2229-nucleotide messenger RNA. RefSeq lists its product as uncharacterized. Gene Ontology annotation, molecular function: GTP binding. The record is from RefSeq and is a predicted model, not a curated record. The transcript has 3 exons. The coding region runs from base 1 to 2229 and encodes 742 amino acids. NCBI's taxonomy places the organism in Eukaryota, Metazoa, Chordata, Actinopteri, Cypriniformes, Cyprinidae.
AUGGCUGAUAGCAUUGAGGAACGACCUUCUCUCACAGGCGACGGGCAUGAUUUGGCAUCCCCAGCCGGAGCUGUGGAGCAUUCAUGUUUUGAGCCUCAAUGGGAGCCUUUGCAGCUCCCAGUGAGAGCACUGUCAGUCAGUGCGUCCUGUCUUGAGUUUGGACCUAAUGACUGUAAAGUUGUCCUCAGGCAAAAAGGCCAGGUUUUCACCCUCCUGGCACUCCCCGCUGCAGACGGUGAGCAGGAUUCUAAUUUACUCUGCCCAGUCAAGGCUCUUAGAGUGUACUUCAAGCACUCUAGUCUAUUCAGAAAAUCAGAGCAGCUCUAUGUUUGCUUUGGAGGCUGCUCUAAAGGGCUGCCAGCUACAAAGCAGAGACUUUCUCGCAUGAUAGUAGAUGCCAUAGCCCUGGCUUAUGCCUCAGAGGGUUUGCAAUGCCCUAUGGGUGUGAGAGCCCACACACCAGGAAAUGGCCUCCUCCUGGUGGUCGCCAUCCUGGCAUUUAUCUUAAGUGCUCCUAGACUGGGCUCGCAGAGCAGAUCACGUUAUGAUGCCACUCUAACAAAAGCAGGUCCUCCAGCACUUUACCAACUGAACACAGAAAGAAAAUAUUUUGAUGGGAUGGAUAGAAAGGUCAGACAAUGGACAUAUGGAAGAAGAGACAGAAACAAGCAGAACAAAGUCAUACUGAUGAUGGGAGAAACCGGCGCUGGGAAAACCACCCUCAUCAACACCAUGAUCAACCACUUACUGGGAGUGAAGUUUGAGGAUCAAGAGUUUUAUCAAAUCACAGAAGAAGAAAAACAUGAAGAUCAAUCACAGUCCCAGACAUCAGAGAUCACUGUUUAUGAGGUGUUUGUCGAAGAAAACCCAACAUCUCUGACCAUCAUUGACACUCCAGGAUACGCAGAUACUGAAGGAUACGAGAAAGAUGGACAGAUUGCUGAGACUCUGAGCAGAUUAUUUUCAGUUGAGGAUGGGAUUCUUUAUAUUGAUGCAGUGUGUUUUGUGAUGAAGGAGUCUCAGAAUCGACUCUCUGGAAAAGAGUUUUACAUAAUUCACUCAGUUCUGUCUCUGUUUGGUAGAGAUAUAGAGAACAACAUAAUGUUUCUACUCACGCAGUCAGACGGAGGACCUCCAACAGAUGCUCUCAAUGCCAUUAAGAAAGCAGAAAUACCCUGCAGAAGAGAUGAAGAUAAUCAACAUGUUUACUUCUUGUUCAACAACCGACAGAAAGAGGAAAGAGAUGAAGAGUAUAAGCAUCUCGACAGAUCAGAUUGGGAAAUGGGAGAGAAAAGCAUUAAUCGGCUCUUGACGCUCUUGGAAGAAAAGAACAGAAAAAGUGUUCAGAUGACGUUAGAUGUUCUGAAUAAGCGAAGACAACUUGAGGCCCGUGUCUCUAAUCUGAUGGAGCGAAUCUCUGAGAAGGAGUUAAAAACUGAAGAACUGACACAGAUUCAGGAUGCCCUCAGACAGAACAGAGACAAGAUUGAGAAGUGUGAGAACUUUCCGUUUCCAGUCGAGAGAGUUUUCAAAGAAAAAGUCCCCAUAAGUCCUGUAAGAGUGUGGUCAUGGUGGUAUUUGUGGCGAGAGAACAACUUGGCAACCAGCUGCUCUGUCUGUAAGGAAACCUGUCAUAAUGAGCAUGGUUGCUGGUGGGUGCCUUUCGAUAAAGUUGAAUCAUGUGAAGUCAUGAAAAACAACUACUGCACUGUGUGUUCUGGAAAGUGUCAUUACAGCGAACACAAAAAAGAGGAAACAAAAUAUGUGACAAAGACAGUCACUAUGACAUUUAAAGAGCUUGAACAGGAGAAUAAAAACAGUGGUGAAAAACCUAAAAUCACCAAUCACACAAAUAAAUAUGAAGAUACCAAACAGGAACGUGAAAGUAACAUGAAAGAGUCUGAGAAUAAACAAGAAAUAGAAGAAAAACUGAAGAACGUUCUGGAGAAUAAUAGAAAAGGAAAGUCUGACUUGCUGCAUGAAGUUUAUAUGACCAUCAUGAAUCUGUCUGAGAUCGCAUUAAAAGCAGACAGCGCUUCCACUCUUCAGCAUCUGGAUUUCUUGAUUCCCAGACUGAAGGAGGAGGGAAAAGAUGAAUGGAUAAGGAACCUGGAGGAUCUGAGAAAAGCUGGAGAAGAGCCGAAAAAUAAGAAGGCUUUAGAUCUUGUGAUGGAUUUCACUGGGAAAACAUUUAACCAGUUAAUGAGUUUUGUAACUAGUAAAAAGUAA